AUGGCCGGCUCCGCCCAAGACAAGAAGGCGUCUGAGGCCCCGUCGACCGUGGGGGGCCGCGUCUGGGCCAAGGCCGUCAAGAUCUUCAAGCUCAUCCUCGCGCAGUGGCUAGUGAUUGGGUUUGGGCUCAGCUGCGUGUUUGCAUACUUCUUCCCCAACGUCGCGGCCCGCGGUGGACCCAUCAAAUCGGAAUACUCCAUCAUCUACGGCGGCAUCGCCAUCAUCUUCCUCGUCAGCGGCCUCCAGCUCUCCCACGCGAAGCUCAGACAGAAUGUUACCAACUGGCGGCUGCACAUCAUCGUUCAAGGCAUCAGUUUCAUCAUCAUUCCCGUAAUCCUGCUAAGCGGCCUCCGCAAUGGCGUCCUCUCCACGCCCAUCAUCGUCGGCAUGGUUGUCGCCUCCUGUCUCCCGACGACCAUCGCGUCCAACGUGGUCAUGACGCGCGCCUCGGGCGGCGACGACGCGGCGGCCAUCAUCGAGGUCGUCAUCGGCAACGUCCUGGGCUCCUUCAUCUCCCCGGGCCUCAUCUACGGCUUCAUCCCCAAGACGGACGAGUUCAGGGUCUGGCAGCCCGCGAACCCGAGCACGCUCGGCGCCAUGUACGCCAACGUCCUCCAGCAGCUGGGGCUGAGCGUGCUGCUCCCCCUCGCUGUCGGCCAGGCGCUGCGCUGGUUCUUCGAGAAGCAGGUCGACUGGGCGCUGCGGACCUUCUACCUCGCCAAGGUGUCGACCUUCUGCCUGAUCCUGCUCGUCUGGACCACCUUCUCCGCCGCCUUCAAGACGGGCGCGCUCUACCAGACCCCGCACGCCUCCAUCAUCUUCAACGUCUUCAUGAACGUCGCGCUCUACAUGCUCUUCACCCUCAUCUGCUUCUACGCCGCCCGCCCGCCGCUGCCCCUGUGCGACGCCGUCAACCCACGCGUCGCCGACUCCGCGCUGAUGAUGCGCCGCUCGCCCUCGCUCCUCCGACGCGCCGUGACCGUCCGCCGGCUGCCCCGGGAGCAGACCAUCGCCGUUUGCUUCUGCGGCGCCGCCAAGACGACGUCGCUCGGCAUCCCGCUCGCCACCGCCAUGUGGACCCAGUCCGACGACCUCACCCGCGCCCUGAUUCAGAUCCCCGUGCUGCUGUACACCAUCGAGCAGGUCUUCAUGGCACAGAUCCUCGUGUACGUGUUCAAGUGGUACCUCAGGAGGGGCGCCAAGGCGGACUCGGAGACGUUGACUACGGAGGACGAAGAGGCGGGUAGUAAUUCUGGGGCGGGGGAAGUCAGGGAAGAUGGAACCGGCGACGGAGACGGGUCUCAUGGGGCUUUGGAUCAUGACUGUGAAAAGAAGCCUGGCGCAGUAGAGGGCGGGAAUAAUGCGGUGCCUGUCAAGACGAUAUCGUAG
Colletotrichum chrysophilum is the source of this 1389-nucleotide messenger RNA. RefSeq lists its product as uncharacterized. The record is from RefSeq and is a predicted model, not a curated record. The transcript has 3 exons. Gene Ontology annotation, cellular component: plasma membrane. The coding region runs from base 1 to 1389 and encodes 462 amino acids. NCBI's taxonomy places the organism in Eukaryota, Fungi, Ascomycota, Sordariomycetes, Glomerellales, Glomerellaceae.